AUAACUCAACUCACUCAAAACACCUCAAAGACCAAACCUAAAAAACACAAGAUCAUCAUCACAAUGAAGAUCUCUUUUCUCAUCACUCUCCUCUUGGCGACAGUGGCCUGCACCCACGGACAAGAACCGGUGAAAGACACUGCCGGGAAUUCUCUUGAGACAGGUCAGCAAUACUUCAUCCGGCCGAUCAAGACUGCGAGCCUCAAUGGUGGUGGUCUUGUUCCAGCCGCCAUUAAAUUUCCCCCUUGUCCACUUGGCAUCAACCAAGCACUCUUUCCGUUCCUACCGGGCCAACCGCUUAGCUUCCAGUUUGCUGACUCCGUCACAGAACCCAUCGUUAAGACAUCUACUGAUGUAACCAUCGAGUUCAACGCUAGCAAGCCGCUACCACUCUGCAACGAAUUUUCCUUUAUAUGGGAAGUUGAGUCCUCAUCGGCUUCCGAGCCAGCAAUUCUCCUCGGUGGUAUAGCGGGGAGCCAAAAUAGCCGGUUUAAGAUAGAGAAAGCCGGAGAAGGAUUAGGAGAAAACACUUAUAAGCUGACCAGCUUAGACGGGACCGUUGGAAGCGUCCCGGGUUUUUUUGGGGCACCAAAACUAGUUCUCACCAAUGAUGAUGCUAAGACCAUAUUCGUCAAAUUCAACAAAUAUAAUGAAGCUACUACAUCUGCUUCUCGUGUUGAGAAGUCCGGUCUAAGAAUGUUCCCAUUCUAAUAAUCAAGAUAAUGUAAUGUUAAGCCUAAAGACUCGUCCAUGGCCAAAAAUAAGGGGUUGAGAAAAUACCCGCACGCAUGUUUCUUUACUUUCCUCAUGAAUAUAUAAAAUUAAAUUAUAUAUGUUUUAUAA
Messenger RNA from Raphanus sativus (radish), 843 nucleotides. RefSeq names its product kunitz trypsin inhibitor 2-like. Bases 64 to 711 code for a protein of 215 amino acids. Gene Ontology annotation, molecular function: endopeptidase inhibitor activity. The record is from RefSeq and is a predicted model, not a curated record. The transcript has a single exon. Lineage: Eukaryota; Viridiplantae; Streptophyta; Magnoliopsida; Brassicales; Brassicaceae.